AUGGCCAGCAUCCAAGCCAAGACUAUCCCGGCCCCAGGUCAACUACCUAAUGUCAAUUCAGAUGCACAGCGCGUCUUCCAGGCUCUUCAGGCCGGUGGGGUUGCGAUCGUUCCCUCAGAGUUCGGGUACGGCCUUGCUUCUUCAUCGUCUGAAGCUGUUGGGAAGGCUUUUGCAACUAAAAAACGUCAAGCCGGCCAUGCGCAAGCAUUAAUCGGCCCAUAUGAACUCCAUCGUGAACUACACAUCCUCGAUGAGUGGAAAUUUGAAAUGACACAUGUUCUGACCCAAGACUUGGGUAUACCACUGGGAAUAGUAGCACCAUAUCGAAACAACCAUCCGAUGGUGCAAAACUUUACGCCAGACACGAUCGCGAACAUCACCAAAAAUGACACUAUUUGCAUCUUCGUCGGCGGUGGGCCCCUGACACAAGAGAUUGCCCGGCUACACUUCACAGCAGGCCAGGCGAUGGUUGGGUCUAGUGCCAAUAUAACCGGGAGUGGACAGAAACAUUGUGUGGAGGACAUUGAACAUGAGAUCAAGGAGGCCGCAGAUUUGAUUGUGGAUUAUGGUCUGCAACGCUGCCAUGAUUUUGGGCGGCCGUCUACCUUGGUGGACUUUGCUAACAUGAAAGUGCUGCGAAUGGGCUCAUACUAUGAGACAUUUCGUGAGCGAAUGCAGAGAUUUUGGGGGAUUAGUUUGCCAGAGGGAGUAGUGUAA
Molecule: messenger RNA, 717 nt
Organism: Penicillium lagena
Lineage: Eukaryota; Fungi; Ascomycota; Eurotiomycetes; Eurotiales; Aspergillaceae
Exons: 1
Coding region: 1-717 (238 amino acids)
Biological process (GO): regulation of translational fidelity
Cellular component (GO): cytoplasm
Molecular function (GO): tRNA binding; nucleotidyltransferase activity; double-stranded RNA binding
Source: RefSeq, a predicted model, not a curated record